UUCGUUAGUUUUAUGCACUGGGCCUAUCGGUGAAGAGUGAAACACAUGUUGUUGGCUCAAGUCUUAAAAUUUAAAUCAAUUUCUGCACUUCGUACCCCAAAAUGGUGCAAGAAUUUAGAUUGGAAGCUGAAGAAGGGCUCUGCCCCAAUUGCGGCAUUGAUGUCUACCAAGCCGAGGCUCUUUUAGCAGGCAAUAAUCGAUGGCACAAGCGAUGUUUCAAAUGCUGUUUUUGCAACAAGUUUUUGAAUCCAUCCAACUGUAAUGUUCAUCAAGGGUUCUUAUUUUGCAAGCAUUGUUAUUCGGAGGUCACUCGACACGAAAGACCUCAAACCUAUCCUGACACCACCAUUAUCAAAGGGAACAGUGGAGGGAGUUCAAAGUGUUGCCCAAGAUGCAAGGGGACGGUUUUCGAGGCCGAAAAAGUGGUUGAAAAAGGUCUCACCUAUCACAAGAAAUGUUUCACUUGUGUCAAGUGCAACCGACCCCAGGAUGAUAAACUUCAAGUUUUUGUUGGCUUCGACAACGAAGUGUACUGCAAAGUCUGCUAUCCUAAAAUCUGGCACACACCACUCCCUAUGGAUCCGCAAAGCACGUCUAAAAUCCGGGCUGGUCCUCAAGAUAGUGAUUGCUGUCCAAGGUGCUUCGGUAAAGUUUUCGAAGCCGAGAAGAUGAUGGUCGGACAUGGUGUGUAUCACAGCCCUUGUUUCUCCUGUAAAAUAUGUACUCGGCCAAUUGACCAUUACAACUGCGUGAGCCACCAGCGCGAAAUAUUUUGCAAAACAUGCUAUGCACAAAAUUUCGACAUGAGAUCAAAAUCAGUGGGACCGGGAGACACUUCGAUCAUCAAGGGUGGUGCCAAUCGUGAAACCUGCCCACGUUGUCAAGGAGUGGUUUUUGAGGCCGAAAAAAUUGGUGCCAGAGAGCAUUGGUAUCACGUCAAGUGCUUAUCUUGCAAGAAGUGUCGACACAAAUUAGAUGCGUCCUCCUUCAAUGAUGGACCUGAUGGAGAAGUGUAUUGCUACGGUUGUUACUCCGUCACGUUUGGGCAUAGGUCAAGGGCGAAAUCAAUGGGCACAUUAAACACUGCCGUUAUUCAGGCUCAAGGGAUGAAUGGAUGUCCAAGAUGUCACGGGGCAGUGUUUGAGGCUGAAAAGUUGAAGGCCAACAAUAGUAUGUUCCACAUUCGAUGUGCAACUUGCCGAAGUUGUAACCACAAGCUGGAUGCCACUUCCUUGUGCUGCGGAUCUGAUGGAGAUAUUUAUUGUGAAGGAUGCUAUAGUCGUCAAUUUGGAGGAGCCGGAUACCGAGGAGCUCAUGGGAAUCGAUGGUUGGAUGAGAAGGCCAAUAUCCAUCUGAGGCCGUGCCAAAAUGUCGACACCUCCCUGGUCAAGGUUCCCGGGGAUCCAAACAGCUGUCACAAAUGCCAAGGAAAAGUGUAUGACUUAGAAAAGGUGUUUUCCAAGUCUGCUGUUUGGCACAAGCAAUGCUUCCGAUGCAACGGUUGCAAGUCAACACUGACAUCAACUCUGGUUUAUGGAUAUGAAGCUCCAGAUAAUGAGAUUUACUGCAAAACAUGCUUCAUCAGGAACUUUGGCGAAGGGACGAAACCUUUGCCAUUCUCAGACACUGGCUUGAUCCUACCCGCUGGGGCAGAGAUAGGUUGUCCUCGAUGCCAUGGGGUGGUCUUCGAAGCGGAGAAGGUGGUGGCCGGGGAUAAAGUCUGGUUUCAUCAAGGAUGUUUCAACUGUCAGGUGUGCCACACCAAGUUGGAUAGUAUGAGAUGCGCUAUUGGGACCAAUGGCGACGCAUAUUGCAACAGUUGCUAUAAGGCUCAACUUCAGGCAGAGAGAUCUCAGACCAAUAUUGCCAAACCCAGGAAUAUCGUGCCGGCUAUGCCAGGAGAUCCGCACGGAUGCCCAAGAUGUCAAGGCAAAGUCUAUGAAGCUGAAAAGAUGACUUCUCGCGAUCGAUGGUACCACAAGCAUUGCUUUGCUUGCGCUCUGUGUAACCAUCUCCUUGAUUACUCCAAUUGCAUGGAGGGACCCAACGCAGAGGUUUAUUGCAAGACGUGCUAUGUCCGAGAAUAUUUCACUGGGGGAAGAAAUAUGUUUUGCGAUGCCAGAACAAUGCCAACCACUCUAAACCCUCGCAAUGGAUGUCCCAAGUGCCAGAAGCAAGUCUUUGACGUGGACAAAGUUCUGUCUAAGGCUGGAAUCUUCCAUCGCCAAUGUCUCUACUGUGGUCAUUGUAAACGUCAAUUGGACGCAUUCACCCUAAACGAAGCUCAAAACGACAUUUACUGCCAACAUUGUUACUCAGAAUAUUACGGAGUCAUUGGAAAAUCCACUUCCACCAAUGGACGUGUAAAUACCAAGAGCAUCAUUGCAGACGAAGGCGAUCAGUUCAGAUGUCCUAGAUGCUUUGGAAAAGUGUUUGAGGCGGAAAAAGUGGCCACAUCUGCAGGAUACUAUCAUCCAGCAUGCGCUAAAUGUCGGAAAUGUAAUGGAAACCUGGAUCAAUCGAAUGCCUAUUGCGGGGGAGAUGGCGAGAUCUACUGUCAUCUUUGUUAUAAAGAGGAGUUUGGAGUGUUGAGCCGAAGAGGUCGUUCCCGAUCCAGGGUUGGGUCACGGUCUCGCCCGUCAUCUGCCUAUUAUGAUGACGAGGAUGGUUUGGCUAAGGCUAAUGUGGACACCACAUCGAUCAUGGCACCCGAAGGGGAUCGAAGCGCUUGUCCCAAAUGCCAAGGAAAAGUUUUCGAGGCUGAAAAGAUGGUGUCCAACAAAGGCUUGUUCCAUAAGAAAUGUUUCGCUUGCGACACUUGUAAGAGGGCCUUGGAUUCUCAAUUGGCCUGCGAUGGUCCCAAUUACGGGGAGCUCUAUUGUAAAAAUUGCUACCAAAAACGAUAUGGGCCAACUGUUCGAGUAUUCAACGAAUCUGAUGCCCAAAAAUCAUUGAACUUGAGCAAGACUAAGCCUAUUGACCCGCGAAAGGCGUGUCAUCGAUGUGGUGGAGGAGUCUUUGCCAAUGAAGAGCUGAUGUGUAACAGCAUUGCUUUCCACAAAUCUUGCGCUUCAUGCCGGGCUUGCGAUAGGCAUCUUGAUUUGACCACCGUUUUUGGCGGCCCUGACAAGGAUAUCUAUUGUCAAGGAUGCUAUGCUAGAAACUUUGGUAGCGCUUCUUAUCGAGGAGUCCAAUCAACUGCUUGGGUGGAUCAGAAUGCCAACUCUAAUAUGAGAUACUCUACUCUAAAUACCAUCAAUGCCACUAAUAUCAUCAAAUCUGACACGCCUGCGGAUGCUUGUAUUCGCUGCAAUGGCAAGGUGUUUCAAGCGGAAAAAAUCAUUGUGUCACAUGGCUUGUUUCACAAGACUUGUUUUUCGUGCGCCGACUGUCACGUCAGCCUGGACUCUACCAAAGCCAAUGAUGGCCCUAAUAGAGAAAUAUAUUGCCAGCACUGUUACAGCCGACGGUACGGGCUUCAUGGCUAUGGUUAUGGUGGAUUCGGCAGUGUUCCAGCCCUUACCGCAGGGGGCAACGAAACUAAACUCGAUUACCAUUUUAAAGAAUUUUUCUAACCAGUCACUAUUCAAGUGCUAACCAUUGUUUUAAAACGUCAUAACACCACUUUGCUCCUAACAAUGUUCAUCAGUGAUUUUGAGAAUUAAAAAUAUUGUACAAAAGUU
Molecule: messenger RNA, 3683 nt
Organism: Tigriopus californicus
Lineage: Eukaryota; Metazoa; Arthropoda; Copepoda; Harpacticoida; Harpacticidae
Exons: 12
Coding region: 102-3575 (1157 amino acids)
Biological process (GO): muscle tissue development; sarcomere organization
Cellular component (GO): nucleus; Z disc; cytoplasm
Molecular function (GO): structural constituent of muscle; actinin binding
Source: RefSeq, a predicted model, not a curated record